Molecule: messenger RNA, 1887 nt
Organism: Cajanus cajan (pigeon pea)
Lineage: Eukaryota; Viridiplantae; Streptophyta; Magnoliopsida; Fabales; Fabaceae
Product: AAA-ATPase ASD, mitochondrial
Molecular function (GO): ATP hydrolysis activity; ATP binding
Source: RefSeq, a predicted model, not a curated record
UCUCAUCCCCAACCCACUCACUCAUUGCUUUUUUCUUUUCCCCUCACCUUUUCAUAAACUAAUUUAACUCUCACCCCUUCAAAGAAAAUUUGAUCAACUCGACCAUGAAGAUGAGUGAGAUGUGGACAACAAUGGGGUCAACCUUGGCCAGCUUCAUGUUCUUGUGGACGAUCAUGAGACAAUACUGUCCUUACGAGGUUCAACGUUUCUUCGAGAAGUACACACAUAGGAUCAUGAGUUACUUCUACCCUUACAUUAGAAUCUCUUUCCAUGAGUACAUGGGGGACAGGCUUAAGCGCAGUGAGGCCUAUGCAGCUGUGGAGGCAUACCUCAGUACCAACACAUCAAAGAGUGCUAAAAGGCUCAAAGCUGAGAUGGGAAAGGAUAGUAGCAACUUGGUGUUGACUAUGGAUGAGUAUGAGAGAGUAACCGAUGAUUUCAAAGGUGUAAAAGUUUGGUGGGUCAGUAACAAAGUUAUGUCACCAACAAGGUCCCCAAUGUCUUACUAUCCUGAACAAGAGAAAAGGUUCUACAAGCUCACUUUUCACAACAAGUAUAGGGACAUCAUAACGGGGUCAUAUUUGGAGCAUGUGAUGAGGGAGGGAAAGGAGAUUCGAUUGAGGAAUAGACAAAGGAAGUUGUACACUAAUAGCCCUGGCUAUAAGUGGCCAAGUUACAAGCAAACCAUGUGGAGUCACAUUGUGUUUGAGCACCCUGCAACUUUUGACACAAUGGCCAUGGAGCAUGAGAAGAAAAGGGAGAUCAUAGAGGAUUUGGUGACUUUCAGCAAGAGCAAGGAUUUCUAUGCAAGGAUUGGUAAGGCAUGGAAGAGGGGGUAUCUUCUAUAUGGCCCUCCAGGGACAGGAAAAUCAACCAUGAUUGCUGCAAUGGCCAAUUUGUUGGCCUAUGAUGUGUAUGACUUGGAGCUCACAGCAGUGAAGGACAACACUGAGCUGAGGAAGCUUCUGAUUGAGACCACUAGUAAGUCUAUAAUUGUUAUUGAGGACAUUGAUUGCUCUCUUGAUCUCACAGGGCAGAGGAAAAAGAAGGGAGAAAAGUUGUCAGAAGAUGAGAAUGAGAAGGAUGUUGUUGUUAGGAAAGAGGGCAAGGACGAAGGAGGGAGUGGUGGAAGCAAAGUCACACUCUCAGGGCUAUUGAAUUUCAUUGAUGGAAUUUGGUCUGCUUGUGGUGGAGAGAGGUUGAUUGUGUUCACAACAAACUAUGUGGAGAAGCUUGAUCCUGCUCUCAUUAGGAGGGGGAGAAUGGACAAGCAUAUUCAACUCUCUUAUUGCACUUUUGAUGGCUUUAAAGUGCUUGCUAAUAACUACUUGAAGCUUGAAACUCAUCCUUUGUUUGACACUAUUGAGAGGCUAAUUGGGGAGGUUAAGAUCACACCAGCUGAUGUUGCUGAAAAUCUCAUGCCUAAGUCUCCACUGGAUGAUGCUCACAAGUGUCUCUCAAACUUGAUUGAAGCGCUUGAGGAAGCUGCAGAAGCCGAGGAGCUGAGGCAGAGUGGAACCAUUGAGGAGGAACUUGUUCAGCAAAAUGGGUCCCUUAAGGAAAAUGGUGAGGUUCCAGGGGAUAAAGUAGAUCAAGGAAUGAAUCAGUGCCAUCGAUGGAUCGUUAAUGCUACAUGAUGUUGUGUAAUGGAAAAUCUGGCAUGAGGGCAGACACAUUUCUCAUUGUACUAUGUAUCUAUGUUAGUCAAGAAUCAAGACCAUGAGAUGAUUAAAAAAGGAGGGGUUGUAUACUUGAAUGCUUUGGUUUGGUUCAGAUUGUAAUCUAGCAUCUGAGAUCUUUGGUAUCCUUGUAAAUCCUCCUACUUUUGGGAUUAAUUUUGAACUUGUAUCAGAGAGUUAAUAAAAUAUAUUAUUAUUGGGAUAGGUC